Apis dorsata (giant honeybee) is the source of this 742-nucleotide messenger RNA. RefSeq names its product 2-oxoglutarate and iron-dependent oxygenase JMJD4. Lineage: Eukaryota; Metazoa; Arthropoda; Insecta; Hymenoptera; Apidae. The transcript is spliced from 6 exons. The record is from RefSeq and is a predicted model, not a curated record. Bases 257 to 664 code for a protein of 135 amino acids.
UCCUCGGACGAUCGGCUUGGAAUUACGGGCAAGCCGCGCGUCACCACAAGUGUUUGGCCGAGCUUCCCCCGUUCACGCAGAAAAUAUUCCGGCCGGCCGAGGAUUGCUCGAUCUGUACGGGGGUGGAACAGGUGGACAGGAUAUUCGACGUGGAUCCAUCCGCUUUCGAGGAACGUCGUUGUACGAGGGCGUGGACGGGAAUUGCCAAUUUUUCCCGUACAGAACCGAGUUCAAGAGUCUUCGGGACGUGUUCGAGAUGAGCACCGACCGAUCAUUGUUGGAGGAGGGGACGGAGCCUUGGUACGUUGGCUGGAGCAAUUGCGACGAGGAAAUCGGCAGUUUGCUAAGGCAGCAUUACCAAAGGCCUUACUUCCUUCCAGCCACGGCAGAGACGGAGAAGACCGAUUGGAUUUUUAUGGGUAGCCACGGAUAUGGGGCCCCUAUGCACGUCGACGAUGUGGAACACCCCUCGUGGCAGGCGCAGAUCAAGGGCGAGAAAUUGUGGAUCCUCGACCCUCCCAGGGAGUGUCAUUACGCUUGCAACAGAUUGGAGGUGGUUGUGCAUCCCGGUGAAAUAAUUGUCCUCGACACGAACCGCUGGUACCAUCAGACGGUAAUCGUGUCCGAAGAGAUGAGCAUCACCAUCGGUGCGGAGUACGAUUGAAACGGCGAGACGAUCGUGCCACGUCUUCUCGAAACGUAUCGAUAAAUAAAGAUAUUUUCCCUUCACUCUCAUCGACAC